GAAGAGUGUGAGCGCCCGCCCUCCGCCUCCGGCCGCACGUUGCCAGUCUCCGCCCGACAUCCCAGUCCGACCGUCAUGGCGCUGCUGAAGUCCAACAGAGUGAUAUCCAGCCUCGGUCACAUUUCCCCGUGUGUGGGGGUCCUCUCCACCCGCAGCAGCUCAUGGUGGGGUGGAGUCCAGAUGGGGCCUCCUGACCCCAUCCUGGGGGUGACUGAGGCCUUCAAGAGGGACACCAACUCCAAAAAGAUGAACCUGGGUGUUGGGGCCUACAGAGAUGACCAGGGCAAGCCCUUUGUCCUCAGCUGUGUCCGCAAGGCAGAGGCUCUGAUCGCAGCCAAGCAGCUGGAUAAGGAAUACCUUCCCAUCGGUGGUCUCGGAGAAUUCACCAAGGCCUGUGCCCAGCUUGGCCUUGGUGCUGAUAGUGAGGUCAUAAAGAGCGGCAGGAACAUCACCGUCCAGACCAUCUCAGGGACCGGAUCUCUGCGCAUAGGAGCCAACUUCUUGUCCCGUUUCCAUGGUGGUCCACGUGAUGUGUACCUGCCCAAACCCUCCUGGGGAAACCACACCCCUAUCUUCAGAGAUGCUGGCAUGCAGCUGAAAGCGUAUCGGUAUUAUGAACCCUCCACCUGUGGCUUCGACUUCAAGGGGGCUCUAGAGGACAUUUCUAAAAUCCCGGAGAAGAGUGUGAUCUUGAUGCAUGCGUGUGCUCACAACCCGACUGGUGUGGACCCCAGACCCGAGCAGUGGAAAGAAAUUUCUGACCUUGUGAAGAAAAGGGAUCUGUUGGUGUUCUUUGACAUGGCCUAUCAGGGCUUUGCCAGCGGGGACAUUGACAGGGAUGCCUGGGCUGUGCGUUACUUCAUCGCAGAGGGACACAACAUCGUUCUGUCCCAGUCCUUCGCCAAGAACAUGGGACUCUAUGGUGAGCGUGUGGGAGGAUUCACUGUGGUGUGUAAGGAUGCAGAGGAGGCCAAGAGGGUUGAGUCUCAACUUAAAAUUCUCAUCAGACCCAUUUACUCCAACCCACCAAUGAACGGAGCGAGGAUCGCAGCCACCAUCCUCAACACACCGGAGCUGCGCUCACUGUGGCUGGAGGAGGUUCACGGCAUGGCGAACCGCAUCAUCAAGAUGAGGGAGCAGCUGGUUGCUGGUUUGAAGAAGGAGGGCUCCAGCCACAACUGGCAGCACGUCAUCGACCAGAUCGGCAUGUUCUGCUUCACAGGCCUGAAACCGGAACAGGUGGAGCGUCUGACUAAGGAGUUCUCCGUGUACAUGACCAAGGAUGGCAGGAUUUCCAUGGCCGGCGUUACCUCGGGUAAUGUGGGAUACCUGGCGCACGGAAUCCAUGCUGUCACCAAGUAGAGGGAAUCCCACCGGGAUCAGCAAUGUUAAGAGGAGCUAUAGCUUUCAUUUUCCCUCUCCCCGUACCCUCCAUUCCACCCUAGGAACCAGCUGGAUGAUGGUUUGCAUUUCAAUGUCAUCGUGAGUGGAAGGUACACCCGAAUGUCCAUUAGUGGUAGGAAUAUCAUCAAAACGUUUCUUUUCCACUGCCCUUCUUUUUCCCCCCAAUUGACAGACAAGCCUGUCAGGUUUAAAAAAAAAAAUCCAAGAUCUCCACAAAACUGACUGAUGAGCUGAUGUCUGUCUGUUCUGUUCUAUUUAUUACCUGUGAUCGGAUGUUAGUGGUGCGUUUUCUCUUAAACACGCUUUGUCUGUCUGCUGUAGACUGUGUUGUUAGAAAGUGAGGGGGAAAAAAAAAAGCAACCGACCACCGCUGCGGCAAUGUUGGUCUGUUCUGUAAAAUGUGAUUAUUUUUUCUUUAACUUAAAACGUGAUGCUGCGUGCAUGUCUGUAGCGGAAAGCAUCGGAGUGCGUUUUUGUUUUUUUCCUUCAAGCUGAUAUCAUUACCGUGGGAGAAGUCCUGUAGCACUUUAUGAGAGAUAGGGCACUGUUUGAGUUUCAAGAAAUGGACUGUCACCCUUUGUAUGCACAGGACCUUAUCGCUCAGCCACACUCAGUCACCUAUCAGUCAGAUCAGUGGCCGCUAAUCUAAACUACUCUGUUUAUCUGUCUCUUCUUUAUUUUCUACUGGUUUGGCUCGGCUGUUUAUCUGUCCUCCGUCAUGUUUGGUAUUCUCACAGUAGGAAAUGUCUUUCACGGGUUUUGCUUUUAUACAUCCUGGUCUACUUAGUCUCAAGGCAGCAGUUCUUCAGCCGGUCUUGUCAGAUGUCCUUCACAACACGAACACAAGAAUCAUGGGAGUUCAACAAACUUAACAGGCAUGGAUAGAUUAUCUGUAUUAUUUACAGCACGGAGAACUCGAGACACGUCAUGUUGUUCGUCAGAAUCCCUUGUUUUUACCAUUUUCCUGAUGGGACAUAAUUGUUUGAAAUAUAAGUACACGUUUAUGUUGGGGGACAAAUAAAAUGGGUGGAAUAAAACACCCAAAACGUUGUGGUCAGUUACGUAAAUGGAAGGUGCUGCUUGAUAAAUCAUUGGCACCGUGGGAUAGAAGGUACAGAUGUCAUUCGAGUAUUGUCGGGGAUUUUUUUUCCCUUUUUAUUCAUGGUUCAGACUUGGCAUCUAGUCACAAUGUUCAGUAUUGUGUCAUUCUACUUUAGAGCGUUGGUCAUGUACUUUACUCUGAACCAACAAUAAAAUGGUUAUAGAAAC
Molecule: messenger RNA, 2673 nt
Organism: Lampris incognitus (smalleye Pacific opah)
Lineage: Eukaryota; Metazoa; Chordata; Actinopteri; Lampriformes; Lampridae
Product: aspartate aminotransferase, mitochondrial
Exons: 10
Coding region: 76-1362 (428 amino acids)
Biological process (GO): L-aspartate catabolic process; biosynthetic process
Cellular component (GO): mitochondrion
Molecular function (GO): pyridoxal phosphate binding; L-aspartate:2-oxoglutarate transaminase activity
Source: RefSeq, a predicted model, not a curated record